CCAGCCAUCUGGACGCUCAUCCCGGUCCUUGGCAUCCGCGUCCAGCGCAUCCACCUCGGACUCGCCCAGUUCCUUGCAGAAGCAUGCCGCAGCUCAACGGAUUUUCCUGGAUCUUCCUUAUCCUUAUAAUUCCUUCUAUCCAGGCUGCGUACGAUCAUUAUCGGUUGCCCACUGCUCUGGAGCCUCUACACUAUAACCUGCGAAUCCUCACUCAUUUAAAUAGUACAGAUCAAAGGUUCGAAGGCUCUGUAAAAAUCGAUCUUUUAACGCGAGAGUCGACCAAAAAUAUCACUUUGCAUGCGGCAAACCUGAAGAUAGAUGAGAAUCGUACGUCAGUGAGCUCCGACCAGGGAAAAAACGACGUUACUAAAAUCGAAAUAAAUGAGGUUUAUAAUUUCUACAUCCUGCACUUAUGUCAGGAACUGGAAAAGGGUCAGAUAUACCAAUUGGAAAUGCACUUUGAUGCAAGGCUAAAUGAUUCGUUAAGUGGCUACUACAAAAGUAAUUACACCGAUGAGAAUACCAAAGAAGUUCAUAACCUAGCAGUCACCCAAUUCUCGCCUACGUUUGCCCGACAGGCAUUUCCCUGUUUUGAUGAACCGUCCUGGAAAUCCACCUUCAAUGUGACCCUGGGCUAUCAUAAAAACUUCACGGGUCUGACUGGUAUGCCUAUCCUUGGAUGUCAAGAUCAUGAUAGUCUCGAAAACUACAUUUGGUGCGAUCACGAGCAACUUCUGAGGACCUCGACCUAUUUAGUAGCAUAUGCUGUUCAUGAUCUGAAAAAUGCAGCCACCGAGGAAAGUCAGACCAGCAAUAAAGUAAUCAUUCGCAACUGGAUGCAGCCAAAGUUGCUGGAUCGCGAAAUUAUUUCCAUGGAAAUGGCACCCAAGCUGCUUUCCUUUUAUGAGAAUCUUUUUCAAAUCGAUUUUCCUUUGGUGAAAAUCGAUCAACUCACUGUACCCACUCAUAGAUUUUCGGCAAUGGAAAACUGGGGUCUGGUCGUCUACAACGAAGAUAAGUUGCCGGAAAACCAGGGCGUUAAUCUGCAGCAACAGAAGGAUCGUACUGCCGAAACGGUGGCCCAUGAGUAUGCGCAUCAGUGGUUUGGAAAUCUAGUCACUAUGAAGUGGUGGAACGAUCUCUGGUUGAAGGAAGGUACAUCCACUUAUUUCUCCUACUUGGCCCUAGAUUCCUUGCAACCUGAUUUGACUAGGGGUGAGCGAUUUAUAGCUUUGGAUUUGGGAACGUUUUUUGCCAUGGACUCGGGGGGUACUGUGCCAGCCAUCUCCAAGGAAGUGAAGAACUCUUCACAGAUACUCGGACAGUUUACAGAGUAUGUUUAUAAAAAGGGAGCACUUACCAUCCGCAUGUUGCACAAGCUGCUUGGAGAGGAAUCCUUUUUCCAAGGCAUUCGUUCUUUUUUAAGGAAGUACUCACUGGGAAAUGUGGAUCAAGGAGAUCUUUGGCAGUCUCUUCAGGAGGUAUCAAAGCUAAAUGGGGUUAUUCCCGUGGACUUUAAUCUAAGUAGGGCCAUGGAUUCAUGGACUUUACAGGGGGGCUAUCCCUUAGUUACCCUCAUUCGAGACUACAAAACUGGCAGACUAACUCUUAAUCAAACCAGAUUCUACCAGGGCAAGAAUAUUUCAGAGGAUUCACACUGCUGGUGGGUUCCCUUAACUUUUGUUAGACAAAAUCAUCCUGACUUUGAGCAAACUAAUCCACAGUUUUGGUUAGAGUGUCCUUCUGCUACAAAAGUUUUGCAGUUGCCUGACCUCCCAGCCGCUGAUAAAUGGAUUAUUCUUAAUCCCCAAGUUAGCACAAUUUUUAGAGUUAACUAUGAUGAACACAAUUGGGACCUAAUAAUAGAAAGUCUUUUGAAUGAUCACAAUCAUGGUGGUAUUCACAAACUAAAUAGAGCUCAGUUAGUAGACGAUCUAAUGGCGUUGGCCUCAGUAAAACUCCAGAAAUAUGACAAAGCCUUUGAUCUGCUGGAAUAUCUGAAAAAAGAGAAGGACUUUCUGCCUUGGCAGAGAGGUGUUGGAAUCUUAAAUCACUUUGGAGCUUUGUUGCGUGGUCAGGAGGCAAAGGAAUUUAAGAUCUAUAUGCAAAAGUUGAUUUUACCGCUGUACAGUCGCUUUCCAAAACUAGCCGCACUAUCAAGCCCCGCCAUCAAAGAUAUUCCCUUAUUGCAAUUCGUAUAUUCCCAAGCAUGUUGCUAUCACGUGGAUGAUUGCAUUAAUCAGGCCAAGAUAUUGAUCAUGUCAAAUUGGAAUCGGUCCCAGGUUGAGUUGCCCUCCCAUUUCCAGAAGAUUGCCUACUGUUCGUUUUUGGAAGAGGGCGGCGAGAUGGAGUUUCAGAAGAUAUUUAGCCUCUUUCAGAACACCACAAAUUCUGCUCAGAGGCGGAUAUUUGCAUCGGCCAUCGGCUGCAGUCGUAAUUUUAAACAUUUCGAGCAGUUUCUGGACUUUACUUUUAAAUCAGAGGAGAAACUUUUUAGCGAUUGUUAUAUGCUAGCAGUUACGACAGCCUUGAGUCGAGAAUAUAUGGUUACUCCCAUAGGAAACUAUAUUUUAAGCAAUGCAAAAAUCCUGGGUAAAAAGUUUAAGAAGAAAGAGCUCAAAGGACUAUUGGUCAGCUUGGCGGAAAAUCUUCAAAGUCCUGAGGAAUUGGAACAACUUAAUGUGCAUUUGAAGGAUCUCAAGGAGUACGAAGAACCUCUAAAAGAGGCCCUCAAACUGGGUGAAAUAAAUCAGAAAUGGCAUAAGGAUUGCUCCAGUGAUUUUAGUGAGGCUCUAAGGAAACGUAUAUAAUAUUUCACACUAAAAAUUAAAAUAAUUGGGAUUUUAUUGCCUUGUAUU
Molecule: messenger RNA, 2858 nt
Organism: Drosophila rhopaloa
Lineage: Eukaryota; Metazoa; Arthropoda; Insecta; Diptera; Drosophilidae
Product: aminopeptidase N
Exons: 6
Coding region: 84-2810 (908 amino acids)
Biological process (GO): proteolysis; peptide catabolic process
Cellular component (GO): cytoplasm
Molecular function (GO): metalloaminopeptidase activity; peptide binding; zinc ion binding
Source: RefSeq, a predicted model, not a curated record